AUGGACAAUCCUCUAUCCAAGAUUUUUAUUACCAGUCCUGUUGUUAUCGAUGGGGGUUUUGGCACGACGUUGGAACAAUGGUUUCAACUUGAUAUUUCCAACACACCUCUCUGGUCUACCAAUGCAGUAGUGGAUCACGCUGACCUUGUCAUCGAAGCACAUCUCGCCUUUCUGCGCGCUGGUGCGGAACUUAUAUCCACAUCCACUUAUCAGUGCUCGUACCCAACGUUCGCGCGCGCAGGUUACACGACUGCGGAUGCUAGGUGUAUCAUGUUUAAAUCUGUUCAACUAGCCAGCAAAGCAAGAGAAAUCUUCCGGGACGAACAAGUUAGAAAUGGAACGCCUGUACGGAACGUACGGAUUGCUCUCUCUCUAGGUCCUUUUGGGGCUAGUCUCGAGCCAGCUCAGGAAUUCGACGGAUUUUAUCCGCCGCCCUUCGGACCGAAAGCAUACACUCAUAUGGAUGCAGAAAACGGCAACAAUUUUGGCGACGAUGAAGUUGCGAAGAACGAAUCUAUUGACGCAUUAACACUGUUCCAUCUUGAGCGAUUGCUCAUACUAUUCGAAAAUGAAGCUAUGUGGAGUAGCCUUGACUGUAUCGCUUUUGAGACGGUACCACUUACGCGAGAGAUUUGGGCUAUCCGUCGGGCUAUGGGGCUUCUUCAUGAUCGGGUUGGUGCAGGAAGGGUUUCCAUUUCGGAUAAAGCCAAGCCGUGGUGGAUUAGCAUGGUUUUCCCAAAUGGAAUUUAUCCUGAGACCACCAAGGAUGGAUUUUCCAGGAUACAGGUAGCAGACAUAGUAUCUGCUGCCAUUGAACAUCAGUCAAUGAAUCAUCCUUGUCCCUCCGGACUGGGCAUUAACUGUACACAGGUGGAAUAUCUCCCAAAACUCAUAUCUGAGUUCGAGGGUAGCCUACAGAAUUUUCAGAAAACACAAAGUUCCUUAGACUGCGACUCCGAUUUACUGGACAACAAUAUAAUCAAGCCGUGGUUGGUCCUUUAUCCGAAUGGAGGAGAUAUAUAUGAUCCUGUGACACAAAAUUGGGUGGAAAAAAAUCAGGCCAAUGAGGAACAUUGGGCAAGAACCCUUACAAAGUCAUACACGCCUUCCAGAAUAUGGGCUGGUGUGCUUCUCGGUGGUUGUUGUCGAACUACGCCGAUUCAUAUCCAGUCGUUGAAGCAGAUGGUACAAUCAGAUAUUAAUCCCUGA
Lentinula edodes (shiitake mushroom) is the source of this 1209-nucleotide messenger RNA. Its product is annotated as Homocysteine S-methyltransferase. Lineage: Eukaryota; Fungi; Basidiomycota; Agaricomycetes; Agaricales; Omphalotaceae. Gene Ontology annotation, molecular function: zinc ion binding; S-adenosylmethionine-homocysteine S-methyltransferase activity. Gene Ontology annotation, biological process: S-methylmethionine cycle. The coding region runs from base 1 to 1209 and encodes 402 amino acids. The transcript has 3 exons. The record is from RefSeq and is a predicted model, not a curated record.